Arachis ipaensis is the source of this 5261-nucleotide messenger RNA. Lineage: Eukaryota; Viridiplantae; Streptophyta; Magnoliopsida; Fabales; Fabaceae. The record is from RefSeq and is a predicted model, not a curated record.
AGUAUCAGAUCUACCCAGUACGGGGUACCCACCCACGCCCCUUUCUCUCUCACUGCGACGAAUCCAUCCCUAACGAACCCAGUCACCAUCCCAUCGCGGAACUCUUUUCCUCCGGCGGAGACAGACCGCGGGUGCCAUCGACGCCGUGGAAGGUCUGCUCGCUUCUCCUCGAUCCUCUUCUCGACGUCGCACGAAGGCCUGCUCGGAGCUGUUGUGUCGCCGCCCCGAAGGGCUGCUCCGUCGUCGCCUCUGCUUGCCUCGCCGUUCUCCACCGCGAGUGACGUUUGCUUGCUUCUUCGAGUGACGUCGCCGUUCUGCUCGCCUCUCUGCUAAGAUCCAUUUAUUUCCUCAUUGUGGGCAUGUCAUGGACAUUGUCUGUUAAAAAGAAUAGAAGUAUAGUGCCCGUUCAACUUGAAUAUAAUCCGAAUUUAGUUUGUAUCCAUAUGCAUAGGAGAUGGGUUCUCGAGGAAGGCCAUUAUUUGAUCUCAAUGAGCCACCUGCAGAAGAUAAUGAUGAGAGGGAUGGUAUUAUUUGUCUCCAGCCCCAAAAGACUCAGCCAUCAACAAAUCCUAACUCUUCUGAUUUAUUUGCAGCAUCAUCUGCUGCCCAAGGAAUAAUAAAUAAUCAUGCUUUUUCACACGCAUCAUCUGUCUCUGGAUUUCAACCUUUUGUUCGGCCUAAAUCCUCCUCUUGUAUCCCUGAUGUAGAUGCUGUAUCGAAGGGAGCAGAAGAACAAGAUACAAAUGCUAGUUCUAAGUCUGGCAAAGAGGACGAUUUGAAAGUUAUGGAUUCACGGAUACUAAGUUCAGCAGCUGCUCAAUCCACAGAGAGGGAAGAAGGGGAAUGGUCUGAUGACGAGGUCUCUGCUGAUGUAAAUGGAUCUCAUAAUUUGCUCCAACAAAGUCAAGUGUCCCAAGAGCAAACAACAUCUGGAAUGGUGGAUGGGGGUGGAGUGGCUUCUGAAAGUAAGUCUAGCAAUAUUACUUCUGAAAGCAAGUCUGGUAAUACUAAAGGUCCUGAUAGUACAAUUGAUGAAAAGAGUAGCCGUGCCUCUGUAGGUCUAGAGUCAAAUUCUACUGAACAGAAGAGCAACAUUGUCCCAAAUUCAGAUGGCAGUAUAAAAAGUGAAGCUUCUAAUGAUGCUCAAGAGGAGCCCAGUUUAAUUCCUAAGCAAAAAGAAGUGAAAGGUAUUGAAGCUAGUCAUGCUCUUAGGUGUGCAAAUAAUCCUGGGAAAAGAAAGAUUGACCAGCGCAAAGAGGAAAUGUUGGGAAAGAAACGAAAUAGACAGACUAUGUUUCUUAACUUGGAAGAUGUCAAGCAGGCAGGUCCUAUGAAAUCUUCAACACCAAGAAGGCAGAAUUUUUCAUCCCCUAUUAUAACUCGUACCGUAAAGGAGGUCCGUAAUGUUCCUGCACAAGUUGAGCGUGUUGGAGCAGCUAAGGAUCAGAAACAGGUUGAGACAUCUUUUGCUGAAGGUGGCAUCCAUGCUGACUUACAUGAACCUAAAGCUGAUUCUAAUGGUGAUAAUUCUGGACCACUUGGUAGGUCUAGGAGGCUAAACAGUGAGACGGAACCUCCGGCAGAGGUUAAUUUACCACCCAUUCCAAGACAGGGUUCAUGGAAACAACCAACAGAUUCAAGACAGCAGAAGAAUGUACUUGGUUCAAGUAGGAAGUUGGGACAGACUGGUCAAAGCUCCAACUCCAAUGAUGUCAAGGUGGGAAACAAAAAACAUGCUCCUAUGAAGAAGCAGACUCCUGUCAGCAUCCAGCCCCAAGACACAUCUGUUGAACGCCUUAUACGGGAGGUUACCAGUGAAAAAUUUUGGCACCACCCAGUCACCAUCAUAUGCCUCUUUUGCGUUAUGAUUCUCAAGUUGGCUUGUUUCUUUUAUAAAGAAGAAAAGAUAACAGGUGGAAGGGUUGAGAAUCAUCGUGUCCAUGUCAGAGUAUUUGAACCUUUACUCUUUGAGGAAUGUCGGGCUCAAUUAUACAGUACAUGGGAAGAAUCAAUGGAGACAGUAUCAAGGGAUACUCAUAUUAUGAUGAGAGUAAAAGCAAAUGAAUCAAGAGAAAGAGGAUGGUAUGAUGUGAAACUACUUCCAUUACAUGAUUUCAAAUGGUCAUUUAAGGAGGGAGAUGUUGCAGUCCUAUCAUCUCCUAGGCCUGGAUCAGUCAGGUCCAAGCAGAGCAGUGCAUCUUUAGCUCAGGAUGAUGGGGAAGUGGAAAUCACUGGACGAGUGGUUGGAACAGUUAGGCGACACAUACCAAUUGAUACCCGUGAUCCUCCUGGUGCAAUUCUCCAUUAUUAUGUUGGGGACUCUUAUGAUCCUAUCAGGGUUGAUGAUGAUCAUAUCAUACGAAAACUUCAAAUCGGAAGCAUUUGGUAUCUCACGAUACUUGGCUCCCUUGCUACCACACAGAGGGAGUAUGUUGCUCUACAUGCAUUUCGUCGCUUAAAUUCACAGAUGCAAACUGCUAUCCUUCGGCCUAGUCCUGAACACUUCCCUAAAUAUGAGCAGCAGACCCCAGCCAUGCCUGAAUGCUUUACACCAAACUUUGUUGAUUAUCUUCGUAGGACCUUUAAUGAACCCCAGUUGGCAGCAAUCCAAUGGGCUGCUACGCAUACAGCUGCUGGUACAAGUAGUGGAACAACAAAAAGGCAAGAACCGUGGCCCUUUACCCUUGUUCAGGGACCUCCAGGAACAGGAAAGACGCAUACUGUAUGGGGAAUGUUGAAUGUGAUUCACCUUGUGCAGUAUCAGCAUUACUACACUUCCUUGCUUAAGCAUGUAGCCCCGGAAAGCUACAAGCAAGCUAAUGAGAUCAGUUCAGAUAAUGCACCCAUGGGAUCUAUUGAUGAAGUUCUUCAAAACAUGAACCAGAAUCUCUUGCGUACUUUGCCUAAGUUGGUCCCCAAACCUAGAAUGUUGGUUUGUGCUCCAUCUAAUGCUGCCACUGAUGAGCUUCUUGCUCGUGUCCUUGAUCGUGGAUUUAUUGAUGGUGAGAUGAAAGUAUAUCGACCUGAUGUGGCUCGAGUUGGGGUUGAUUCUCAGACACGUGCUGCCCAAGCAGUUUCUGUUGAACGUAGAACUGAACAGCUUUUGGUCAAGAGUCGGGAGGAAGUUCUUGGAUGGAUGCAUCAGUUAAAGAAUCGCGAGGCUCAGUUGACUCAGCAGUUACAUUGUCUUCAUAGAGAACUUAAUGCUACUGCCGCUGCAGUUCGUUCCCAAGGAUCUGUUGGUGUAGACCCUGAUGUUCUCAUGGCCAGGGAUCAGAGUCGGGAUGCUCUACUGCAAAAUCUUGCUGCUGUAGUUGAAGGAAGGGACAAGGUUUUAGUUGAGAUGUCUCGCCUUGCCCUUUUGGAAAGUAGGUUCCGACCUGGUAGUGGUUUCAAUUUGGAAGAGGCCCGUGCCAGUUUGGAGGCCAGUUUUGCCAAUGAAGCAGAGAUAGUUUUCACUACAGUUUCCAGCAGUGGUCGCAAGUUGUUCUCUCGUCUUUCCCAUGGCUUUGAUAUGGUGGUCAUUGACGAGGCAGCUCAAGCCAGUGAGGUGGGAGUUCUGCCUCCCCUCUCUCUUGGUGCAGCUCGAUGUGUUCUGGUCGGGGAUCCUCAGCAGCUUCCUGCUACAGUUAUUAGCAAGGCUGCUGGAACAUUGAUGUACAGUAGGAGUCUUUUUGAGAGAUUCCAACAAGCAGGUUGCCCGACAAUGUUGUUGUCUGUGCAGUAUAGAAUGCAUCCCCAAAUUCGAGAUUUCCCUUCUAGGUACUUCUAUCAGGGGCGCCUUACUGACAGUGAAAGCGUGGUUAAAUUGCCUGAUGAGGUAUACCACAAGGACCCUUUACUUAGACCUUAUAUAUUCUAUGAUAUCAGACAUGGACGGGAGUCUCACAGGGGUGGAUCAGUCUCUUAUCAAAACAUACAUGAAGCACAAUUUUGUCUCCGAUUGUAUGAGCAUCUUCAGAAAACUUUGAAAUCUUUGGGUAUGGGAAAGAUUAGUGUUGGCAUAAUUACUCCUUACAAGCUGCAGCUGAAAUGCCUCCAGCGUGAAUUUGAGGAAGUCUUAAAUUCAGAAGAAGGGAAGGACCUAUAUAUUAAUACUGUAGAUGCUUUCCAAGGUCAAGAACGAGAUGUCAUUAUAAUGUCGUGUGUGCGUGCUUCUAGUCAUGGUGUUGGCUUUGUUGCAGAUAUUAGACGGAUGAAUGUUGCACUUACACGUGCAAGGAGGGCACUUUGGGUCAUGGGAAAUGCAAAUGCUCUGGUACAAUCUGAUGAUUGGGCUGCGUUGAUUACUGAUGCAAAAUCCCGAAAUUGCUAUAUGGAGAUGGACUCCCUUCCGAAGGACUUUAUGGUAUCGAAGGGACCUACUUACACGCCACUGCCUGGUAAGGCUUCCUCAAAUAUGAGGGGCAUGAGAUCAGGUGGACAAAGGUUUAGAGGAAUGGAGGCGCAUGGGGAUCCCAGGAUGGGCCCACCAUGUGAAGAUGAUGAAAAGAUGGGUGCACCAGCAAGCUUCAGAAAUGGAAAUCAUCGAUCAUCAAGAUAUCCAAUGGAGAAUUCUUUAGACGAUUUUGACCAUAUGGGCGAUAAAUCCAGAGAUUCCUGGCAGUAUGGUGCACAGAAGAAGCAGAACUCUGCUGGAAAUGGGGGAAAGAGAGAUGUGUAACCAUGGCUUAUCUGCACAUUAUUGUCCAUCUUGGGGGGGAUUUAUGGGGCUAUCUGACUUCCUAAUUCUGUGAUCUCUCACCAUGGAAAGCUCGCAGACUGGAUCGGCCGGAGCUGUAUGAGCCCGAGACAAAGAUAUGCACAGCCUUGGAGGACAGACCAGCAUCCAGUGCGGAUAAGGCCUACAUUGUUACGUCAGACACGCAUUGGUUCAUGCAAUUUUGUGCAGCAGAUUGAUGUGCUGCGCCGAAGACUGCAGACUUUAGUCCGCCAACAAUGUAUGGAAGUGAACGGGGACCAAGCUGGUUGGAGGCGGAGUACUCAUUUUUGUGUCACUGCCAAAUAUUAAAGGAAAACUGCUACAGGGAAUUUUAGGGAUCUAAGGUAGUAGUUUGCUGUCAACUGACUCUGUACAUAACAUGGAUUCACAACAUUGUUUUUGACAAAUUGUUUUGUGUUUCAUUUAUGUUAAACGGAAGCGUUUCACUUCCAAAGGAGGAAGAAAAGGUUACCCUUCUUUUCUUGUUACUUCAAUACCCAAAAGGUGUGCUUGUAUGAACAUUUUCAUUAUUUAAUUAAUUUUUUUUAAAUGGCUGGGA